Chaetomium strumarium is the source of this 2173-nucleotide messenger RNA. RefSeq names its product peptidase C65 Otubain-domain-containing protein. Gene Ontology annotation, molecular function: cysteine-type deubiquitinase activity; ubiquitin binding. The transcript is spliced from 4 exons. Gene Ontology annotation, cellular component: nucleus. Gene Ontology annotation, biological process: protein K48-linked deubiquitination. NCBI's taxonomy places the organism in Eukaryota, Fungi, Ascomycota, Sordariomycetes, Sordariales, Chaetomiaceae. The record is from RefSeq and is a predicted model, not a curated record. Bases 360 to 2027 code for a protein of 555 amino acids.
CGGUGCCCCCUGUGAUUGCUCGGCCGGUUAGGGACAUACAAACUACGGUAGAGUACAUACAGCCGACGGAGCUGGCGCCACGAAAUCUCCACUUUGGCUCCCGGAGCCAACACGCAGCAGACGAUAAGAACAGACAGCCCCGUCCCUGACUGUAGGCUGUUCGUCGUUGCUGCUGCCGGUGGUGCUCAGCUGCUUCUGACGUUCCAGGUUGCUGGCGUUCCCAUGCUGAGGCGUCUGCUACUGCAAGCCGCUGUUUCGGUGCGCACACGCAGCACACAUGCUCCAGGCAGCCGCAGUACUCGCAAAACGCCAUUGACAGCAGACUCGACCCAAGUUGCCCUUCGCAACCGACCUCCGGCAUGUUCCAGCCAGAGCCCACGGGAUACUUCCAGGUGUCGACCGGGUAUGCAAUCCCGCACACUCUUCCGGAAUACACAUUUGAGGAGACGCCACUCCGCCUGAGUGACGGCCGAGGCUCCGUUGCAGCAGCGGGGCCAGGCGGGAGCGCUGGGCCGCUGCUCUACGGAACUCCCAUUUUCAGCACCAACGUCCCCAACGCGCGCGUCGGCCCCGCAUCGUCCACGGCUGGCUCCUUCCCCGUCGACUUCCACUCCACAUUGCCCACUACUGCCACCUCAAGCGUGUCUGCGACCGUGUCUGCACCAUCUCACCACAGACCGUCGUUACCGCUUUUGCCCAAGAUGGCCUCCAAUGCCGAAGAUCUCGUCGCCCAGGAGGCGGCUGCUCGGGAAUAUCAGCCACAGUUCCAGGGACCUCUCAUCGGCAACAAGACGCCCAGCACAGCCAUCACGGAGGAAUAUGCAAAAGCCGAUCCCAUUUAUGUGCAGAAGACAAUGGUGCUGCCACAAACAUAUUCCCAUUACCGUCCGGUCCUAGGAGACGGAAAUUGCGGCUGGCGGGCAAUUGGAUUCGGCUACUUUGAGACGCUGGUCAAGAGCGGCAGCCAGGCCCGCAUCGAGUCUGAGAGGCAGCGUCUAGAGUCCCUGAACGCCUUCAUUGAGAGCAUCGGCGGCUUCUCACCCUAUGUGUUUCAGGAUUUCGCCGACGAGACGUUUGCGCUCUUGACGAAAAUGGCCGGGCUUGUCGACCGCCCUGAGCAGGCCAUGACGGAGCUGCUGGAUGCCUUCAAUAUGCCAGACAUCUCCAACUCGAUCAUGUACCACUUCAGGUUGCUGGCAAGCUCGUACUUGAAGGCCAACCGCGACACAUACGGCGCCUUUGUCACCACCGACUCGGGUGUCGAGGGGUACUGCCAGGAAGUCCUUGAGCGCCACAAUAUCGAGAUUGACCACCUAGGGCUGACGCUACUGGUCAAUGUGCUCCUGAAGGAUGCCGGCUUCGUCUUGGAGGUGGCCUAUCUCGACCGGAGUCCAGGGUCAGAGGUCAAUACCUACCGGUUUCCGGAAGAAGCAAAUAAUCGGCAUCCGUCAGAACUCGGGCCCAUCAUCCACCUUCUCUACCGUCCGGAUCACUACGACAUCCUGUACGCGCCGGAGCUGCUGGAUGUGCAGGUUCACCGUGUGGCCAGUUUCUCACAGAGCUACGAGAUCGAGAGCACCCCCAUGGCGCUGCACAGUUAUGGCGGGGUCGCCAUAGAGACGCUCUCCCUCAUACCAGGGUUCGGUGUAUCAAGUCCGGGUUUGGGUUCCAUGCUCGACACGGCGCCUACUCCGCUCUCUACCUACAGCCCGAGUCCGGUGUCGCCAUGGGAAUCCGCGGCGUUUGUCGACCCGAUUCAGCAGGUACCACAGGCACCACUACCUAUCUCUACGCCUUCACCAGUGGCCCAGGCGCAUCCCCUGCGUUUCAGCGAGUAUUGCCAGCUACCGGAAUACGUCGAGAACAACACGUGGCGGGAGCAGACGCUGCAGACUACGACAUUCAAGAAUAGCCACUUCAAUGUGGCUCACUACAACAACCCAAACUUCCAACCGGAGGAGUACAAGCCUGGAGCCGACGAUCAUGACACACCGCCGCGGAGUUACCGGAAGAGAGGUAGUGUAUAGACAAGUUUUGCAAGAGGGCUGACGGUGCGGGCUAAGGUGCUCAGAGGCGGAUGGCAAAGGGCGGCCUCUAGGGCGGCAUUGGACGGCAUUGGACGGCGUAAUGGAAGCCGGCGCUCUGGUGAUCAGGAAGUGGAAAGAUGGUCAAA